UUUCUGCAGACAGUAAGACCAGGCGUGUGGUACUGGAAAGAUGAUACUAACACCCUUGAAUUUGCAAGCUCCAGUCCAGCAGCUGAGAAAAACCUUAAAGAAGUUAAAAAUACUCUCUUCCAGGAAAUACGUGUAAGGACAUUAAAGAGCGUCUUCCAAGAUGACUGCAGUCCAAAGCUCCCUGAAAGAAAGCUGUCUGACAAAGAAGGAAAAUUGCACAUGGUACCCCAGUGGGUACCACACGAAUAUGUGACGUUAGAUGAUGUCAAAUAUGCUGCUUUGCUUUUGAAAGACACACAUGAGUCACAUCACAUGUUGUCAUUUGAAGAAGUUAUGGGGAAUGAGAAACUAGAUGACUUCCUCAUGGCCCUGCUCUUCUACAUAUCUUUUUACCUGGAAAAAAUUGCCCUGGAAAAGAAAUACAGAUCCUUGAGUUUGACUAUGAUAUCUUUUGAGAAGACAGAAAUGGACAAUGUGUUGGAGAAGAUAGCAAUGUCCAGGAUUCACCUUGCCAAGGUGUACUGUAACCUUAUCCUUGGACGACGCAUGGCACAGCAGUCUAGCAGAAAGGGAAAACCAUCAUUGCAGAAAGAUCGGAGCUACUUUGAGGGCUUGUACAACUUCAGCAGCUAUGUGAUUUGGCUUGUGUUCAGACGUAAGCACUUCCAAGUGAUUCGGGAAGAAAUCGGCAGGCUUCUUUUCUCUGAUGUGUUCAAUCCUGCCUUAAGAGGCAAGAAGAAUAUUGAGCUGCAGGAACGAGGAAAUGGAACAGCUGAUGCAAAUACUGCACAAUUGCUGUAUCCAAGAAAAGGCCGUGACAAGCAUCCUUCCAUAAGCACCAUGAUACAGCAGUGCUCACCAGUGCUGAGCACGCUGCUGCCCUUACCAAAGGACAGUGCUCAAUACCUCUUCCAGAACCAGGACUGUCAAGCUAGGGAUCCUCAACCUUACACGUGUGAUGACCUGCCAGACUUCUCUGAAUUGUUCACUAACAAGGUGGGCAUCAUUGGAGCUCAUUGUAGUGAGUUACAAUCUCUCAUAAGCACAUCUGAGGAGAAAAAGGAGGAGGAGGAGGUUGAGCAGGAGGAAACACAAAGGAGAAAAAAGAGUGACUGCAGUUUGCCGCCUCUGGGAAGCCCCCAAAACAGGCUCAGUACUCAAGGCACUGUGCUCUGAAGAGCAGUGGCAGAAGG
Messenger RNA from Melopsittacus undulatus (budgerigar), 1193 nucleotides. It is a transcript of the gene PPP1R36, whose product is annotated as protein phosphatase 1 regulatory subunit 36. The record is from RefSeq and is a predicted model, not a curated record. Gene Ontology annotation, molecular function: phosphatase binding. The transcript has 10 exons. NCBI's taxonomy places the organism in Eukaryota, Metazoa, Chordata, Aves, Psittaciformes, Psittaculidae. The annotation marks the transcript as partial. Gene Ontology annotation, biological process: negative regulation of phosphatase activity.